Molecule: messenger RNA, 1568 nt
Organism: Emys orbicularis (European pond turtle)
Lineage: Eukaryota; Metazoa; Chordata; Testudines; Emydidae
Product: butyrophilin subfamily 1 member A1-like
Exons: 14
Coding region: 75-1568 (497 amino acids)
Biological process (GO): regulation of cytokine production; T cell receptor signaling pathway
Cellular component (GO): external side of plasma membrane
Molecular function (GO): signaling receptor binding
Source: RefSeq, a predicted model, not a curated record
UGACUGUGAGAAGCUGGAAAUGUCCCAGUGAUCCUGUAACUGCUGGGAAGUUUCUCCUGGGCUCAUGAGUUACAAUGAAGAUGAGGAUUUCCUUCCACUCGCAUUGUGCCAUGGGCAACCCCUCUCUGUCCAGUUACCUCCUUUUCUUUUUUACGGUCCAUGUUUCUACAUUGGAAUCAGUGAAUUUCAAGGUGAUUGGACCUGAUCAUCCCAUCAUGGUUUCUGCAGGUGAAGAUGCCCUGUUACCCUGUCACCUCUUCCGUAACACAAGUGCUCAGAAGAUGAAGGUGCGCUGGUACCGAUCCAAGUUCUCUGAACCUGUCCAUCUGUAUCAGAAUGAAAAAGAUCAGGCUGAGCAGCAAAUACCAAAUUAUCAGGGCAGAAAAGAGCUGCUGAAGGAUGGUAUUGUGGAUGGAAGCGUUGUCCUGCGUAUACGCAACAUCACCCCCUCUGACCAUGGGCAGUUUAUCUGUUUCUUCCGAUCAAGCAGAUUUUAUGCAGAAGCCACUCUGGAACUGAAGGUGACAGGUCUGGGCUCUACUCCUCGCAUCUCUAUCGACAGCUACCAGAGUGGAGGGAUCCACAUGGUGUGUGAAUCUGCUGGAUGGUACCCAGAGCCCCAGGUGCAGUGGAGAGACCACAGUGGGCAGCACUUACCAUCCCUGACAGAAAAAAUAACUCAACAUGAUAAUGGCCUAUAUCAGGCACAAAUUUCCAUUAUUUUAACAGAAACUUCCAGUCAGGAUCUGUUCUGCUCUGUCAGGAACUCCCACCUCAACCCAGGGAAAGAGUCUGUGGUCUACAUCGCAGAUCCAUUCUUCCUGAGGGGCUACCCCUUUAAGGUGGCUAUGUACAUAUUCCUGGUUGUUGUGGGUUUGCUCACUUUCACAGCAAGCUACUUCUUCCAGAAGCAACACAAGGCAAAAGCGGCGCAUGUUGCAGAGAGAGGGAAACUUGUUGCUGACCUUGAAAACCUCCAGGUUAAGCUUGGAACGCUCGAGGCUGAGCUUAGAUGGAGAAAAACUCAAGUAUAUGGAGAAGUGAAAGUGACUCUGUAUCCAUGCACAGCUCAUCCUGGGCUCAAGCUGUCUGAGGACCAGAAGACUCUAUGCCUAGUGGACCCCAACACUGUGACAUGGGAAUCCAAACAUCAGGAUCUGCCUGACAAUCCCAAGAGAUUUAACGAAGUUUUCUGUGUGCUGGGUUCUGAGGGAUUCACUUCAGGGAAAAUUUACUGGGAAGUGGAGAGGAUGGGGAGAAUCUGGGCCAUAGGGGUCGCCAGAGAGUCUGUGAGGAGGAAGGGACAAAUCAAAUUUACCCCCGAGGAGGGGAUCUGGGGGAUAGAACAGUCCAGGGGUCACUACUCAGAUCUCACCACCCCUCAGGACCCCCUGCCACUGCGUCAGACACCCAAGAAGGUAUGGAUCUAUGUACACUAUAAAAAGGGGCAAGUGGCAUUUUUCAACCCAGAUAAUGGUGAUCUGAUCGCCAAUCUCACAGCUUCUUUCAAUGGGGAGAAAAUAUUCCCCUUUUUCUGGGUCUGUUCCCACCUCACACUAACCACCUGA